UUAAAAUCACAUAUGCCAUCAACAGAAACAAGGAAAUGUAAGGAAACUCUUAGCAGGGAGAAAAAAAAAAAAACACAAAGAAAAUGCUUGUUGGGGAUUUAUUGAGCAAUACUUUAAAAAUACACUUGACCAUCUUUUUAGAGUAACUGUCAUUUACAGGAUUUGUUCUUAUAGGGAAUUGGAAAAAUUGUAAGACACACUAUCCCCGGUUUGCAAGUGAGAGUACAAAAGCCAAGAAAAGCAAAGUAACUUGUAUUUCUGAUUUAAUCUUUCCUACAGAUGAAACACGAAGUGAAAAAUGCUGAAAGCAACGUGUCUACAGUGAAGCAAUUUGUACUGCUGGGAUUUUCUGAUCUUUCAAAUCUCCAAGAGUUUCUAUUUGGAGUGUUCGCCAUCAUUUACAUAAUUAUUAUAAUUGAAAAUAGCCUGAUAAUAAUACUAACCAGACUCGAUCCUGCAUUACAGAAACCCAUGUAUUUUUUCCUGGCAAAUUUUUCCUUAUUGGAAAUUUCUUAUGUAACUGUCACCCUCCCCAGGAUGCUAGUGAAUCUUUGGACUCAGGACAGAAGCAUUUCUCUGCUGGGAUGUGCCACCCAGAUGUGCUUCUUUCUUAUGCUGGGGGCCACUGAAUGUUUUCUCCUGGCAGUGAUGGCUUAUGACCGCUAUGUGGCCAUUUGUAACCCUCUGCACUAUCCUCUAGUCAUGAACCAAAAGAUGUGUGUCCAGCUAGCAGUCAGCUCCUGGAUCAUUGGCAUCCCAGUCCAGAUAGGGCAAACAGCUACAGUUUUCUCUCUGCAUUUUUGUGAUUCUAACAAAAUUAACCACUUCUUCUGUGACGUCCCUCCCAUUAUCAAGUUGGCCUGUGGGGACACUUUAGUUCAUGAGAUGUCUGUCUAUGCUGUAGCUAUGUUUUUUGUUGUUCUUCCUUUUAUGUUGAUACUUGCCUCCUACAGUAAAAUCAUUUGCACAAUUUUAAAGUUGCCAACAGCCUCAGGACAGGCUAAAGCCUUCUCCACAUGUUCUUCCCACCUGCUGGUUGUGGUUUUAUUCUUUGGAUCUGCUACCAUCACCUGUUUAAGACCCAAGUCCUAUCAUUCUGCAGGAGUGGACAAGCUGCUUUCACUUUUCUACACCAUAGUGACUCCCAUGUUUAAUCCCAUGAUAUAUAGCCUUAGAAACAAGGACGUUAUUGCUGCACUGAGAAAAUUCUUUCUUAAAAAGUAGCAUGAUGAGUUAGCCAAAACAAAACCGAACCCAGUGCCGUCGAGUCGAUUCUGACUCCUAGCGACCACAUAGGACAGAGUAGAACUGACCCAUAGAGUUUCCAAGGAGUGCCUGGCGGAUUCAAACUGCCGACCCUUUGGUUAGCAGUCGUAGCUCUUAACCACUACGCCACCAGAGUUUCCAUGAUGAGGUAGAGACAACCUAAAUAUCCAUCA
Loxodonta africana (African savanna elephant) is the source of this 1439-nucleotide messenger RNA. RefSeq names its product olfactory receptor 10AG1-like. Gene Ontology annotation, biological process: detection of chemical stimulus involved in sensory perception of smell; G protein-coupled receptor signaling pathway. The transcript has a single exon. Gene Ontology annotation, cellular component: plasma membrane. The record is from RefSeq and is a predicted model, not a curated record. Gene Ontology annotation, molecular function: olfactory receptor activity; G protein-coupled receptor activity. NCBI's taxonomy places the organism in Eukaryota, Metazoa, Chordata, Mammalia, Proboscidea, Elephantidae. The coding region runs from base 280 to 1224 and encodes 314 amino acids.